Messenger RNA from Nematostella vectensis (starlet sea anemone), 552 nucleotides. RefSeq lists its product as uncharacterized. The record is from RefSeq and is a predicted model, not a curated record. Gene Ontology annotation, molecular function: translation initiation factor activity. Gene Ontology annotation, biological process: translational initiation. Lineage: Eukaryota; Metazoa; Cnidaria; Anthozoa; Actiniaria; Edwardsiidae. The coding region runs from base 68 to 538 and encodes 156 amino acids. The transcript has a single exon.
UUACACAGUUGGCUCAUAGUACCAAAAUAAGGGCGCCAUGUUUUCUACGAUUUUUUAGCAUGCAAAAAUGCCAAAGCGAAAUAAAAGGAAAGAGGAGGCUUUCAGAGACGAUCAUGAGGGCAGGCCCGCUGGGCUGACGUUGGGAAGCUUCCUUGAUUUUCCUGUGUUGGGUAAUUCUAGGAGUGAGACGACGCGCACCGAUGAACCACUAAAAAGUAUUCCCUCGGCUCUACCCGCUACAGGGGCAGCAGAAAUUCCAGCUAAAGAGGUUCCCACGACUUGCGGAGAAUUCUUUGUGUCAAAAACAAAGAAAGGAAAACUCCCUCUUGUAGUUGAAAACCGCGCGAAAGGGAAGAAAGUGACAGUGGUCAGUAAUGUCUGUGGUGACCCGAGAACCCUCCUGACGGAACUAAAAAGAAGGACAGGAUCCGGGGGGGUUGUUAGGGAUAAUGCAGUGGAGUUACAGGGCGAUCACGUGAGAUUCCUUGAGGAUUACCUAACAGGACAUCCAUGUAUCAGGCCUUACAAGAGCAAAUAACUAGGAGCCUUGUA